This is a messenger RNA of Cyphellophora attinorum, 1431 nucleotides long. RefSeq lists its product as uncharacterized. Bases 1 to 1431 code for a protein of 476 amino acids. NCBI's taxonomy places the organism in Eukaryota, Fungi, Ascomycota, Eurotiomycetes, Chaetothyriales, Cyphellophoraceae. The record is from RefSeq and is a predicted model, not a curated record. The transcript has a single exon.
AUGGCCUUCAGGAAACCAGAUACUUUGUUCAUCACCUACACUCAUCCAGAUGACCAAAAACAGCAUGGCAAUCGAAGAGCUGUUUCUUCAUUCGUAUCAAAGAGCUACAGACCGACGUCCAAGAAGAUAGUGUUCGAAAAAUCACAAUAUCGUCCUUUCGCGCGCAGAACCUUGCAAUCGACCAAGUCAGGAGCCAUUCCCACAGUCGGAAGCAGUCUGCUCGAGCCAGUACCUCUUCGUUCGCACUCCGAGAGUCCACAGCUCACCCCUUUACUAUCAACCGAUGAUGGCGCGGUCAACUAUGCCGGCAGGAGAUCAAAGUCCUCGAGCGACUUUCCCGUUGAUCCCCUGACCGACUCCGUUGAUGGGAAGUCGCUCGUCGAUAUUCUGGUUGAAAGAUAUGGUCGAGCCUUGAACAUGGACCGCGAUCGGUACGAGAGUCUCUUGAGCGAGCUCAGAGCCCACCCCGAAGGCUUUCAUGCUUUGAUGGCCCAGACACAAUCCAGCGCGAACAUCAGCGGCUCCGAGCAGCCGGACUGGAAGACACUAUACCAUCGUGGUGAAGUGAUGAAGCUGCUGCGCCAGCAAAUGCAGUCAGGCUCAAAGAAGAACAUGGACUGUGCGAUUUUCACAACCUCCACGUUACUCACUGUCGAAUAUGCCCACACUGACCAUUCAGCGUGGCUCUUGCAUAAGAGGGCUCUGCGGCAGUUGGUUGUUAGCAGGGGUACAUUACAGGACUUCCGCUUCGAUCUGAAGGAGAACCUGCUGAGGAACGAGUGGUUCAUUCAAGUUCUGGUCAAAAGUCGGGUUGUUGUGGACGAUUGCUGUCCGAAGAAGGCGCUGCGGUUUGAUGACCGAGAUGUGACAACGAAAGACCUCGCUGAGGGAAUGCCGCCCUUGUUCGCCGCCCUCUACGAACGGCAAAUCAUGACGACAACCACAUGUCUGCUGAUCAAACAACUGCUUGUAUACCUUGGCCACGGCAGUCUAUACGUGACAGUUGACUGGCACAAGUACGACUGUCAACUUUCGACACAUCGCUUGGACGCGGAAGCUAUUCAACCGAUACUGACGAUGAUCGCAGAAUGCAAGUCCGGCUUCAUCGAGCAUCAGGUCGUGUACGGACUGCUUCUGCUGAUGUUUGGGGGCCAGCGAGCCGCACUCUCACACACUCAUCUGCAGAUGCUCGACCAGGCUGCGACGGACAUGAUCACAGUAAAAAGUCGAGGCUGCCUGACACUGCGGAAGAGUCUACUAUGGUCAGUAAUGAGUAUCGGCUGCGCGAGCGUCACAAGCCCUAUGUAUAACUGGAUUCCUAGCAUGCAGCACAUUAUUCCCAUGCUCGGCAAUUCUGAAAAGAGCACGAAGGAGCUGCGGUCAGUGCUGCACGCUUACUACCUGUAUGAUACGAGCGAUCCACUGGAGUGA